Molecule: messenger RNA, 6517 nt
Organism: Drosophila willistoni
Lineage: Eukaryota; Metazoa; Arthropoda; Insecta; Diptera; Drosophilidae
Gene: IntS1
Product: integrator complex subunit 1
Exons: 3
Coding region: 119-6370 (2083 amino acids)
Biological process (GO): U2 snRNA 3'-end processing
Cellular component (GO): integrator complex
Source: RefSeq, a predicted model, not a curated record
CACUGUCUGCACAAGCAUAAGAUCUUAGGCAGAUUAAUUAUUAAUUUAUUGGGCCAUUUUAAGCAACAAUUAAGCUGUGGUCAAUAAGACGCCACCAACGUAAUUGUUGUAUUUAAUUAUGGAGCGCUCCAAAAGUAGCGGCUCAAAUAGGGGCCAAAAGAAAGUGCCGCUUGGUGGCGAACUCUUUGCACUGGGCACAAAAAGUGUUCGCGAUGAUUCAAAAUCCAAAAUUUUGCCCAUUAAGACAACAAUAACGGCUUCGUCGGAUAGAAAGCGAGAAGCCUCAUCCUCCAUUGCUAAUCCCAGUAAGCGCGUGAGGGUCAGCAGCCUGAAGGAAUCCGGCACAGACAUCAGCAGCGGAAGCGUACACGAGUUAUGGGAGCAGAUGGCUGUCGAUUGUGAUAUGCCCAAUUUAGUUGAGGGCAUUUACACGGCCAUCGAACAGAACGACAACGAUUAUGCUGUUCGACUAAUCUGUGGAGUCGUCAAACACCUGUCAACCUCAACAUCGUCAUCGAAUUCCUCUAGAUCGAAGCUGGACAAUGUCGCCAUCCUGGCCCUCUUAUAUGUGGCAAAGGUGCAGCCGCAUUUCUUCGCCAGCGAUAUUAUUGCAUGCGCUCUGUUAUCUUUCCUAAGACGGGAGGCGAAUGUCAAAAUGCGCUACAACAUUAAUCUGCAUAUUUUAUUCGCAAAUCUGCUGGCCAGAGGAUUCGCAGAAACAUCACAGUGGCCAGAAUUGCUGCUUCGCACGUACAUCGAGGAUGCUGUAAAUGAAAGAUUCUGGGCAGACAACGAGUUUUGCUCUCCAUUGGUUAAAAAUAUUUGCGCCGCGUUCAAGACUAGAAUUCCUCAUGUUAGUCUUCUUCGUUGGGAUGCAAACACGGCAUCUGGCUCUGGCACUGCAACUGGCCAGGGCUCCUCCCUCAGGGACAGAGAGAGUGUAACCAUUGAUGACGACUCGGGAGACAAUUCCACACAAAGCCUCGAUGCCAGUCCAUUGCAUGCCGGUGAACUAGAAUCAGUUGCUGAUUCCAUGUGCUCUGCCAAGCCUAGAUUUACAGACAGCACGGUGCAAAAGCUAGUCAGUGAUGCCAUUCGAGAUCAGUUGAAUAAACGCCAACAGCAGGAUAAUUACACCAGAAAUUUUCUUAAAUUCUUAUGCAGCACUUCGGGCAUUCCCGAAGUUCGUUGCCUCAGCAUCUCGCGCCUCGAACUAUGGAUCCACAAUGGAAAACUUGUAAAGUUCGCCCAACAAUUGCUCUCCUACAUAUGCUUCAACAUCAAGGGAAGGAGUACUCAGGACAAUGAAGUGCUCUUAGUGUUGGUAAAAAUGCGCUUGAAGACCAAACCACUGAUAAAUCAUUAUAUGUCGUGCCUAAAGGAGAUGAUCUUGUUGCAGCCAGAGAUUCUGAGCACGGUAAUGAAACUUGUUGUUCAAAAUGAACUCUCAAAUACCAGAAAUCCUAAUAAUAUGGGAAUGUUGGCUACAAUGUUUCAAACUUUGCCUGAUCAGUCUGCUGUAACUCUUGCGGAAAUUUAUCAAGAAUUUCUUUUACAACGUGAUGAUUGCCUAAGAACUUUGCGUGUUUUCCUAAGAGAACUCGUGCGAAUGUUACGAUUUGAUGUGAACCUCGUGAAAUUUAGCAAAACAUUUUUAAGCGAGCGAGAAGAUUUAACACCUCAAGUGGAGCAAUUUGAUUUCAAGGAACGAAUAUUUCAUUCAAUGGUUGAUAUUGUUUGCCUCUGCAUGUUCCUAUCAGCCACUCCGCAGGCACGUGAAGCGAGCUUGUCGCUGAAAACCAAUCGCGAUGUAAAAAACAAUCAAGCUCUCUUGAAACUCUACAACCAAAUGUCACAGAUUCAAUUGGAUACGGUCUCAUGGAUGUACGAGACUGUGCCAACUGUAUUCAAAAUUCCAGCGAUUGAAUAUCAUCAGGCUCUGCAUAAAUUACUUUUAUUGGAUAGUCCAGAGCAAUAUUCACGGUGCGAUCAAUGGCCAUCGGAGCCUGAGCGAGGAGCUAUAUUAAGAAUUAUCUCCGAGACGCCAAUUCAUGAGGAGACUUUGCUGCGUAUUAUAUUAAUUGGAAUCACCAAGGAUAUUCCCUUUUCGAUUGCCAAUACAUUUGAUGUACUUUUAAUGGUCAUAAAGCGAGUUUCUGGAAUGAAGGCGAACAAUUUUCCAGCAGUGCAAGCAAAUAAGUUUGAUAUAAUUGAUUUCCUAUUCAGCAUGUCGGAAUACCAUCAUCCGGAAAACAUUCGUCUUCCAUCCGAUUAUGAACCACCUAAACUUGCUAUAAUAGCAUUUUACUGGAAGGCUUGGCUUAUUCUCCUAAUGAUAUCGGCUCACAAUCCAUCAACAUUUGGGGCUUUCUGUUGGGAUCAUUAUCCCACAAUGAAAAUGCUGAUAGAAAUAUGUAUUACCAAUCAGUUCAGCACCCCUACAACGCAUAAGGAUGAAUUGCAGACAAUAACUGUAGAACGCGAUCAUAUACUGCAAUUUGAAACCCAUUUGGCAGCUCAAACCUCUCCGCAUGCUGUUAUUACCGAGGAGAAUGCCAUUCUAAUUACCCAGCUUAUGCUAAUGGAUCCCAUGGGGAAACCUCGAAAAGUACCAAAUAUGGUAUUAGAUCAACUAAAGUUUCUUAAUCAAACUUAUAAGUUGGGUCACUUGUUUUGUCGGUGUAGGAAACCAGAUUUGCUUCUAGACAUAAUACAAAGGCAAGGUACUACACAAUCCAUGCCCUGGUUGUCCGAUCUUGUACAGAAUAGUGAAGGCGACUUUAGUCAUCUGCCAGUUCAAUGUCUAUGCGAAUUUCUAUUAUUCAAUGCGCACGCCAUAAACGAAGAGAAUAGUCGCGAUGCUGAGUUAGUGAAUUUCCUACGUAAUCUUAUAUACGACGCGAGUCUUAAUCAUCAAAUUGUUUGCGAGGUAUUAGACUAUAUUUUCCGACGCCUAUCCUCUACUGUAAAGCAGUCGAGAGUUGCCGCUUUGUCUGGUGUGAAAAUACUUUUUAAACAUUCGGGCGAAUUCGAAAACGAAUGGCUAUUGAAAUCUAUUCAACAAAUCCCUCACUUUAUGGAAGUAAAACCAUUCAUUAUUCCUCAGCUUAGGGCUGCAUGUCAGGUGGAGAAUUGUCCGGAACUUAUUAUGGCCUAUAUUCAGUUUAUUACGGCCCACACGUUAAAUGAUCCGGUGAAUGAGAUGCUUGAUCAUGUCAUAGAUAUGGCACAAUUAAUUGUAGAGCGUAGCACAAUGUUUCAACACAUUAUAAUAUCUCAGGAAGAGUAUGAAAUAUCCCCAGAUGAGAAUCGGAUUCAGACAUUAAAAUGCCUAUUCGUUAUGUUUAAUAAUUAUAUUAUCAAAUUGAGGGAAUAUCACGAGCCCUAUGAAUGGACCGAAUAUCCUGAUCUAUUGAUGGUUCAAUUUGAGGAUGGUGUUCAGCUUCCUUUGCAUAUCAAUAUAAUUCACGCAUUCAUUAUAUUGCUCACUUACUCGAACAGUAAUAUGCCCGAAUCCAUUCCAAUUCUCGAUUAUUGGUUUCCACAGGGACGGCCACCACCCGUGGCGUUUUUACCUAGCAUGCCGCAAGAGCAAAUGCAACUUUUACCCGAUUGGUUGAAGCUUAAAAUGAUUCGUUCUUCAGUUGAUAGGCUAAUCGAAGCCGCUUUAAACGAUCUAAAUCCCGAUCAGAUUGUUCUUUUCGUCCAAAAUUUUGGAACUCCAGUCAACUCCAUGUCAAAGCUAUUAGCCAUGCUAGAUACUGCGGUUCUCGAGCAAUUUGAUUUAGUCAAAAAUGCUAUACUUAAUAAAGCCUAUCUAGCCCAACUUAUUGAAAUACAGCAGUCACGUGGUGCUAAAAAUGGUCAUUACACUGUCCAGGCCCUUGAUUUGCAUUCCCAUUCGCAAACUGUUCCAGAUCUACCCAAAAUUGAUGUACAAAUUUUGGAAAAUGUUGAAAUAGAUGAUUAUGACACAGGUUCAGCUGGCACCAAAGAUAGUGAUUCAAGACGAAAGGAAAUUGUGAAGAACGUGCUUACUAAAACAGAUCAGACAAUCGUUUCGAGAAGUGAAUAUAGCAAUUUAGUUCAUAAUCUUCUAGAUGUUGUGGUCGAUCCACGACAUGCAAAACAUGGCCUAUUAGCUUCAGUCACUGAAAUCGUUAGUCAAUCACCCUCUCCCUCUGAUAGAAAGAGUGGACAUGACCAUGGCAAACCUUUCAAGAUGAGCCAGCGUGCGUGUACAUUCUUUAGAACGUUCUUAAGUUGUAAACUAAACGUUGAUAAGUAUGGUUCUAUUGAGAGCGCUUUUAGGAAACAUUUCAAUAUAUCGAAGCAAAAUCAUGCCAACUUAGAUUCGCUUUACACAGAAUUAUAUCUAGAUAGUUUGAUAUAUAUGUUGAGAAGUUCAAAGCAGAUUCAUAUACCAACUUUUAAGGCACAUAACUCUUUCGCCGAAAGGAAGCGAAUUAUUAAGAAAAUUAUUCAAGGCUUCGACCAUAUCAAUGGUCAAAAUAUAAAGAGUGAAGAGGACAGUAAUCAGCAACUUUUUCACAAUGGUCUAUUCAUUGAUUGGCUAGCAGAGGCCGAUCCUGAAAUUGUUUCCACACAGCUUUUAAAAGAAAGAUUCUUGUUUUCGAAAUCCUGCAGUGAAUUUCGUUUCUAUCUGCUUUCGCUUAUCAAUCAUCAAACUAAUUGGACUACUAUUGAACGUAUUGCAGAGAAUCUGUUUCAGGAAUUCCACGGGGACUAUGAUUACACUACAGUUCUUAACUACUUUGAGGCAUUGACCACAAAUCCAAAACUAUGGAAGGGCAGAGAGAAAUACAUGUCCAAAAAUGUUGACACAGAGGCAUUCUUCUUACUUGAGCCAUCUGAGCUGAAACCCUUUGCCCAUUUCAUAUUGCACGAAGGUGUUUCCGAGAUAAAAGCCAAUAGUAGCACAAAUUAUGAUUUCAAAUUGUGUUCGAGAAUGAAUCUCUUGUUCAAGCUGACAGAAAAACGUAAAGGCCAUAUGGUUCAAAUAGUGGAGUACGUUGAAAAUAGUUCAGUAUCGGAAUCUUUGAAACUUCAAGUAUUGCAACAGUUGUACAUUAUGUAUCCGCGCAUCAAGUUCUUGACACAAUCAAAGGCUGGCGAGCAAACCUACAAAUUACAAACACUAAAAGGAUGUCAAGCCGAUAAGGUAUCAAAUAAUUUAAUAACCUGUUUAGGUAGUUUAGUGGCGAAGAAAGAUUUCGAAACCCUCUCGACAGAUACUGAGUUGUUACUUAGAAAAUUGGCUGCCUCGCAUCCAUUACUUUUCCUCCGACAAUUGAGUGUACUUUCCUCUGUCAUGCAGGGCAGAGCACAAAAUAGUAUGAAAGCACUGCGGGAAGAACAUCAUUUCCAUCGGUUUAUACAAAUUCUAAGAACAUUGGAACUAUUACAGCCUACGAUUUUCGAAGACGCCUACAAAACUGAUGUUCAAACAACACUUUCGUGUUACUUUACCUUUUUCAAACAUCACAGCUCAGUGAAAGAGGCCAUUCAGAUGUUAAGUAAAUUCGUUCAGCUAUUGCAGUCAUAUAUCAAUUAUAAUCCGGUGAGUGCCUUAUCGUUUAUCGAGCAAUAUGUUGGAAUCUUGAUGGAAUUGGCAGCCAAGUAUACCUCGUUAGAGAAACUACAAGUUUUAGUGCAAGCCGUCGCCUUGCUGCAGCAUAAAUCGAAUGCACCCUACGAGCUUGAUGAUGAGGAAGUUAAGUACGAGUACGACUUAGAUGAGCAUGUAGAGACAAAGCCUCCUAUAAAUAUCAAACCCGAUGUUGAAGCUGUUGAAGCAAAUUCCAAUGCAGUUCCAGUCGAUGUCGGCGCAAGGGGUUCCGGCUCCGCUGCAAAUCUUACCAUAGGCUCUUACAGUCGUUUGAAUUAUAAUGAUAUUUCUCCACACUUUCUCGACUUGAUUAAAAUUAUUAAGCAGUCGGAUGCUGAAGAUGUUGUUUUGGGACCAUUGCAGGAAUUGGAGUGUCUCACUUCGAAACGAUUUGUAUUCAUCAAUGAGUUAUUUGAACGACUAUUAAGUUUAAUUUUCUCUCCUAGCGCGCAAAUCCGUUCGAUAGCUUUUAUUAUAUUAAUAAGACAUUUAAAGCAUAAUCCGGGAAAUUCCGACAUUAAUUUGUGCACUCUUAAUGCGUACAUGCAAUGUCUAAGGGAUGAUAAUUCAUCUGUAGCGGCAACUGCAAUUGAUAAUUUACCAGAGAUAUCUGUGCUGCUGCAGGAGCAUGCGAUUGAAAUUUUAUCGGUUGCCUUUUCGCUUGGCUUAAAAUCUUGCCUUAAUACUGGUUUUCAAAUACGAAAAGUUUUGCAAACAUUGGUGGUUCAGCAUGGUUAUUAGAGUUAUUAAGUUAAGUUCGUAUAUUUAAGCCUUGAAGUUUCGUAUUUUAUUUUAUUACUAAUAUGUAUAUUUAAUUAUGGCAUCUAGAUAUAAGCUUAAACAAGUGUGUGUGUAUGAAUAUGGUUAAUAAAACUAAACUUAUCUACA